ACUCUGGAAUCCUACCGUCAGACUCACCACGCAUGUCCACGUGUGAGCAUUCAUGCACAAGCAAAAGCGUUAUGUCAUCUUCACAAUGUCUGUUACAGUCGGUAUCUAGCGGCACAGUUUCGGGUUGCCUAUGAUGUGUACCUCAAAAUAUUACGAUGUGUGUCGCUGAGCGUGUUGCAAGCUCUUGGACAUACAGGUCCAAAUUGGCGCGCAUGUAACUCUUGUCCUGCUUGUCAUUACAAGGUCGAAGGUGAACCAGAACUUCGGUUUCCAUUUGAGGUUGCACUCAAUGGCAACAACUCAGCAAAAUUCGUGGACCCUGCCCUACGUGGGGGAAGAGAGCGUUCUGACCCCCAAAAUGGCCAGUCUGAUAUCUGGCUUGAUGAAGAAUAUGUUGACCAAUUCAAAGAUGAGGUUCAGAAUGCUUGCUGGCGCUACCAUCCUACUCCUGCUCAAACUGUGGAUCCAGAUGAUCCAUGGGUUGAUUGUGAAGCCGAAGAACAAGAUUCAAAUGAGCCAAUCAACGUAUGUGUCGAUCAUUGGCGCAAUGCGGCCCCCAAGGCUCGUAAACAAAUGUUUGCAGUCUUUCACAAGUCGGGCAUUUUUGUAGCUGUAUGCCAUCACGGCUUUCUUCUUUCAAUAUGCGAUAUGGUUCGCAGUGGUGAGCUAAUGAAAUAUCCACUGGCAACCAUCAGCAAAUUGAUGGAAGUCUUUGCUGAACCCUUCCUUUAUGGCUAUGACAUUAAGUGUGCAUUCCAUUCCAUUCUACAUCGCUCAUCGCUUGGAUCUGCAGUGCAGGCUCUCGGUAUUGAAGGAGUGGUACCAGGAUUUCACGGUCAUGCGCAAAAUAGACUCUGUCAAGUACGGCACCACUCGAAGUUCAUGGCCGGCGCUGGGAAGGAAGAUUUUGAAACUUGUGAACAGACAUUUUCGGAGUCUAAUGCACUCGCUCCUGAAAUUAGGAACGCAACCAAAUUCCACAGGCAUCAAGCACUUGAUGAACAUUUUAAAUUCGCUGAUGAGGACAAAUAUGCUACUCUCAGUUGGUCUACGCUCCCAUACUAG
Suillus paluster is the source of this 1065-nucleotide messenger RNA. RefSeq lists its product as uncharacterized. The annotation marks the transcript as partial. NCBI's taxonomy places the organism in Eukaryota, Fungi, Basidiomycota, Agaricomycetes, Boletales, Suillaceae. The record is from RefSeq and is a predicted model, not a curated record. The transcript has 3 exons.